This is a messenger RNA of Pelagomonas calceolata, 2374 nucleotides long. The record is from the annotation of a GenBank genome assembly. NCBI's taxonomy places the organism in Eukaryota, Pelagophyceae, Pelagomonadales, Pelagomonadaceae.
CUCUUUUCUUUGUUGACUUCUUUUCUUUUGACUGCCGUGUAUCGCAGGACGAUAAUACGAAACGCAGCGGCGCCGUGGUGAUGUGUAAGGCCCUGGGACGGCCGUCCAGAGCGUUUGAGAGCAAGCUGCUCUGUGGGCGGAGAAGCGGCGAACGGAUCAGUCUGUCUUAAUCAAGCGCACCACACGGCAACACUGAGCAGCUAUUGGCGGCGUCAGGUCUGCACAAGCUCCUACAAGGCCUACAAAACGCUUGUAGCGCGUGGUGCGUCGAAGCUAGCGUCGUGUAGACACUAGCUAGCACAGCUCGGCAGCCGCCGCCACGCGCUACGCGGCCGGCGCGCGCCGCCUGACGCGCUCGCUGACGCCGCGCAGCCUCUCACCAGCCGCGCAGCCGCCCGCAACAACGAAUGUCCAGCCAGCGCCCUCCAAACCCUUGAUCACCUCAUCUGUCCUUGCAGGUCCUUUGCCCGCGCCCCGACCCCCGCGCGCCAAAACCCAAUACCGUGCGCGCGCGCGCCCCCACAGCACGCAGGUAAAGCACAAGCUCUAGGGACAUGGACGUGAGUCGAGACAACCUGAGCGACGCCGUCACGAAAUUGCGACGGGCCCUCCAGUCGCCCAAGGCCCAGUUCGUCGCCAUCGACGAGGAGUUCACGGGAAUAAGCUUCAACAACGGCUCGUUCCAGGACAUGAACCCCUUGUCUGAUUCGGCAUCGUCGCGCUACGCGAGGAUGAGAAAUGUCGCCAAGUCCUUUGGAUUGAUGCAACUGGGCAUCGCCGUGUUCGAAAAAAACGGCGAAAGCUACCGUUCAAGUGUCUUCAACUGCUAUGUUUUUGCCGCGGAGACCCCUGGAGGGAGAGACGUAAAUUUGAGUACCGGAGCCGUUGCUUUCCUGAGGAAGAACGCCAUGGACUUCGGCACCUGGUUACGAGAUGGCAUCCCCUACGUCGACAGCGCGACGGAAGCUCGACUCAUCAAGGAGGCCUCCAGUGAGCCCGAGCGCAAGACGUUCCAGCUCCAGGACGCGACCUACAAGGCCUUCGCUGAUGGGGAGUUAGCAAAGGUCCAGGUGCUGUCUGAACAGACAUCAGUAAAACAGAUGGACCUCCAACCGCACGCGACGCCUGUGGUCCGGAAGUACCUGCAUCAAGAGAUUGAGCGGAGGUUUCCCCUCGUCGCCACCGAAAAAGGGCCCGUCAAGCACCAGAUUCGGUGUGUCCUGUUAACUGAGGCCGAGAAGGCUCGUAGGGAUCAGUUAAGGAAGCAGCAACGGCUUGACGACGUCCGCGAGAACAAGAUUGGGGCUCGGGCGCUGUUUGUGGAAUUGCGCGAUGCCUGUCGCGACCGGAAGCUGCCUCUCGUAGGCCACAACUGCCUCUACGACCUUUUGUUUCUGUUGGAGCACUUCGAAGCACCUAUCCCAGAAGACUGGUCUUCAUUCAAGGCUCUCGUGCGGCAGAACUUCCCGAUCAUCGUCGACACGAAGGCCUUCGCGCCGCGGUGUGCCUUUCCUGAGAGAAGGACCGCGUUAGAUCAAUUGUACGAGGCCGUCCAGACGUCGACAGGUGCGGAGAUCCGCUUCGCGCGCGGUUUUGGGAAGUACGGCCCGGAAGAGUCGUCCGAAGACGAGUCCGAUGAAGACGGCCAGGUCGACGACGCGGCGCGCACGGCGGCGUUUAGGGCGGCGCUCGAUGCGCCUCGUAGAGACCCUCGUACGACGCAGCGCUUCCACGAGGCCGGCUGGGACGCCCACACCACGGGAGUUGUUUACGUACGCUUGCUCGAGAAAGGUACGAGUUGCGAGAACCGCCUGCACCUGAUGCGGUCGGUCUACGAGAUCGACCUGGGUUCUGAUGAAGCUAUAGAACCGGUGCACCCCCCACCCAAAGGGACGUGUUACCACGUCCGCGUCGACGACGAGAACACGGAUGUCCGCGCCUUGCUCACGUCCCUGGGCGCUACGGACAUCCACCACGUCCAGAAAUGCAAUGACGACGGCCGCGAGUGGUGCGUCGACGUUAGUGGUGAAUUAACAGGUGAUACAUGUGUCCCGUGGGCGUGCUUCGAGGCCGAGCGCGACGCGCUCUUGCAGCAAAAGGCGCCCUCGGCCGGAAGCUGGCCCAAAAAGACGGCGAAAAAACUCCGAACUUGGCUCGCGAAGCGGUUAGGCGGUUCUGCGGCGCCCGCGACGCGCAAGCGCCGCGGCAGCGCCGCCGAGUCGCCGGCCAAGCGCCAGAAGUGACUUCGCUGUUUUCGAUACCCUCGGUUCCGACUUCGUUCGACCCCGGUUGUUCUUCGCGACGACUAGACGGUAAGACGCUGCUGUUAUGCAAUACUAGUAUCAACUUCCCCCGGGGGCUGAUUUACACACAA